AGCUAUCUUGCGCUUCCGGGUCAAACCGUUGCAGUCCGUUUUUCCUGCUGCAGCACGGGGAUUGGUCCGGAAAACCCGAACCUCGAUCACAAGCGGAACGCUGCACGGGAUUAUAAACGGGUUUCGCGAUUAUUGCAUAUCGACUUUACGCAAGAGACGUCACGGUGACACGGUUUUCCACGGGGGUCGAGCAGAACAUCGAUCUGUAGUCCACCGCCUCUCGCUCGCUCUCUCUCUCUUAACCAGUCAAUCAAUAUCCUGAAGCUUAGAGACUGGUUAGUUAUAUUCUAUUCAGUUACGGUCUGUAUUUUCCAGCAUCCAUUGUUACAGACUGAAGACUGAGAGGAAACACAUCCUGGCUUUUCUUCUUGGAUCUCUAUGCUUUGGAUCUAGGAAUUUGAGGCCCCUUUGGGGUGGUGGGGGGGUUUAACCCACAAGAAUUAGAUUUAAACAAACCCCCCCGCCUAAGACUCAAAGUCUAUUUUUAAACCCAAUAACUUUUCACAAAACUUCUCACAUACAGAUCCAAAAUAGACCAUCUAGCUUUGCAUGCGACAUUAGCACUGCCAGAGCAUUUCACAGACUAUCCACCGUUCAUUUUCACCCUCGGAUCUCCAGGCGGUUUAAACACCACUGACAAGCCGGGGAACGAGCGCUGCUCAGCGUCCACCGCGCUCCAUCUUUUACGCCGCUGAUUUCAGAUAUCACACGCCCAAACCGGACACCGUCAGGCCUCCCCCAGGUUGGUGUACUUCUGAUCGGUGGUCCUCCGCGUUCUUGUGUGUUUUGGAUUGGAUUUGGCGAUCGGAUUUCUCCUACACCCUGAGCCCCGUCGCGCGCCAUGCCCGGCCCGGUGGCCGGUAGUAAAUCUCGGGUGUAUGCCGAUGUCAACACUUUGAAGAGCAGGGAAUACUGGGACUACGAGGCCCAUGUGCCCACCUGGAGUAACCAGGAGGAUUACCAGCUGGUACGGAAGCUCGGGAGGGGCAAAUACAGCGAGGUCUUCGAGGCCAUCAACAUCAACAAUAAUGAGAAGGUGGUGGUCAAAAUCCUUAAGCCUGUCAAGAAAAAGAAGAUCAAGAGAGAGAUCAAGAUCCUGGAGAACUUACGAGGAGGAACCAACAUCAUUCAGCUAAUGGACACAGUAAAGGACCCUGUGUCUCGAACACCUGCGCUUGUCUUUGAAUGCAUCAAUAACACAGAUUUUAAGGAGCUGUAUCAAAAGUUAACAGAUUACGAUAUACGUUUUUACAUGUUUGAACUACUAAAGGCUCUGGACUACUGCCACAGUAUGGGGAUCAUGCACCGUGAUGUCAAACCCCACAAUGUUAUGAUCGACCACCAGUUAAGGAAGCUGAGAUUGAUAGACUGGGGUCUCGCUGAGUUCUAUCACCCCGCACAAGAGUACAAUGUCAGAGUGGCUUCACGCUAUUUCAAGGGUCCAGAACUGUUGGUGGACUAUCAGAUGUAUGAUUACAGUCUGGACAUGUGGAGUCUCGGCUGCAUGCUGGCCAGUAUGAUCUUUCAGAAAGAGCCCUUCUUUCAUGGCCAGGACAACUACGAUCAGCUGGUGCGGAUUGCAAAAGUUCUUGGAACAGAUGAGUUAUUCGGCUACCUGCGCAAAUACCACAUUGAACUGGAUCCACGAUUCAAAGACCUGCUUGGCCAGCAGACGCGGAAGCGCUGGGAACAGUUUGUGCAGACGGAGAAUCAGCAUUUGGUGAGCCCAGAGGCUCUGGACCUUCUUGACAAGCUGCUACGCUAUGACCAUCAGCAGAGACUGACCGCCACAGAGGCCAUGGAGCACCCUUAUUUCUAUCCAGUGAUGAAGGAGCAGUCUCACACUAAUACAGAUGGCACCAUAGUGUCAAGUGGAACCAACACACCCCGAUGAGAGCAGGAACUAGAAAAGGAAGGCGUUUGUUACCUCAAUUUUUUAUCCCUUGUGUCUGAAACCUCUUCAAGUGUACAGUGAAAGUUGGAUCUAAGCAGCACCUGUUACACCUCGUCUCUCAGACACACACACACAUGCACACUCGCAUACACUCACACCGGCACAGACAUUUCCGCUUUCCUGUGUCUGUCAAGGUUGGUCUGCCCCUCUAUAACAGGUCUGUUCCUCUAGCUUGAAGAUUUCAAAGCUUUCCCUCCCAGGUUUUAGAUGAAAGGAGUAUAUCCUAGACUCCACCCCCAAGUACACUGGCCCCUCCCACCUUAAACUAGGCAUGGAGAAUGAAGACCAGAAUGAACCCCACUCCCUCUCUCCUUAUUGGUCUGUGUGUACUUCUGUUCAGUAUUCAGACCUUGGCGCAGCCUCCACAUACUGUAGUAAUAAAGUGGCAUGGUGGACCUUUAUUUCUUUGCUCUAGGUAGAUUGAUUACUAUAUUAAUGAAAAUAAA
This is a messenger RNA of Sinocyclocheilus rhinocerous, 2400 nucleotides long. Its product is annotated as casein kinase II subunit alpha'-like. Gene Ontology annotation, cellular component: nucleus; protein kinase CK2 complex; cytosol. The transcript is spliced from 12 exons. The record is from RefSeq and is a predicted model, not a curated record. Gene Ontology annotation, molecular function: ATP binding; protein serine/threonine kinase activity. NCBI's taxonomy places the organism in Eukaryota, Metazoa, Chordata, Actinopteri, Cypriniformes, Cyprinidae. Gene Ontology annotation, biological process: peptidyl-serine phosphorylation; peptidyl-threonine phosphorylation; regulation of chromosome separation. Bases 842 to 1894 code for a protein of 350 amino acids.